UAAAGCAUGGACCCUAGGAAAACAAUUACCCACACCUUUAUUCCUAAACAUCUGACCCGCUCUUUCUCUAUCCCAAGACCGUCUCACCCUCUUACAAAAUCAGUCAAACUCUUCAAGCCCAGUCCUCCAAAAUCCCCUAGCCCAAAGAGUCCUUCCAAGGAAACCCCAGUCUCUUCCUCACCUCGCCCAGUCUCCGCCGGAGUAACUUGCGCUGACCAGACAGUAGAAUCGCUUCUUUCCAGGAUCAACCAGCUUGAAGGGAAAAUCGAAGACCUGAGCCCAUUCUUCGAUAUGCUUGGGCUCAUUAAAUCUAACGGUCCAAAUGCCUCCGUAGGAAAUAUCCCUUAUGGGGUAUCGUGAAAGAGGCAUCCAAAACAAGUCAGAUGUACAUGUCUCACAAGCUCAGACAAUUUAAGACAGGCUGGAUACCCUAAGUUUACAAUAGUUUUUGAUGAUGCCGAUUACGACCAAACUAAAGAUCAGAUCUUACUACUGCAGUCUGAUGUUGAGAAACUUAAUGCAAAACUUCGAGAUAAGGUUGAUGACCUUAUGGGAAAGAUGCAUGACACCAAGCUACAAGUUGCUGAUCGAGUAACUGACAACACUUUCAGAAAAGAAGUAGAAUCUAUCAAAUUUUCGUUAAAACGAAUCAAUACUAUUGAGGCAAAAAUCCCCAAAUUAUGUCUCAGCAGUGAUAUGGAUUUGGUAAGAACAGAACUGGAGAAGCACAUUAUUAACUACAAUUCAUUCAAAACGAAAGUACUUGAGAGAUACUAUACCAAGGAUAAAACUGAUGAAAUCGUCACCCUCUUAAACAAAAGCAACACUAAAAGACUCAAUGAGCUUGAUGAAAUCAGAGAGAAGAAUGAAGCUUUAAUGAGCCAGGUAAACAAGCAGAUGAAAUCAACGACUCUUCAAAUGAAAUAAAGACAGAGAUAUUGUCCAAAAGAUGAUAGCUAAGUUCAGCAGCCUUGCUACCAAGGAUGAAGUUCUGAAAGUAGAUGAUAGAAUUGAUCUUUGAUCUUUGAAAACAGAGCUCAAAGCUUCAACUUGGCAAUUUCAAAAAUUGUUUAAAGAACUCAAGGAUAAUAGUCAAGAAGUUCAGUUAGAAAUGAAGAAAAACAAAGAAAUAAUAAUGAGAUUCGAUGAAAUUAUCACCGAAAAAGCUUCGAAAUUCUCCCUAAACGAGCUUACCCUCAGUCUCACCGAACAAAUAAACACUAAAGCCGACCAGAGGCAGGUCCAGCCGCAACUAAAAUCCUUGAGUGACCUUCUUGCCUGAUCUGAACAAGAAAUCUCUAAUACAAACCUUAAAAUUUCGGAAACUUAUGACCAAAUUUCUCAAGAAAUGACCACCAAAAUCACAAAUUUAUAUCAGCAGCUUAAACAAGAUAUUCAAAUUAAGUACAAAGGGGAAAAUAUUGUCACAAAAACAGAGCUAAGUACAAUUUUAGAAACUAAGGUUGAGAGAGAAGAGCUCAUACACUACCUCUAAAGACCAAGUCAAGCACUGAGCAAUAUGACAGUACUAUAAAGGGACUUGAAGUUUUACACAAGCAGAUAAAGCAUUUGUGUGUUAUCCUAGUCGAAUUUGUGAGGCAGGAGAUUUCCAAAUAUAAUAACUCCUCAACCUCUGUGUUUGAAAAUAAGAAGAAAGUGAUGACUAUAAUGGACCAGACUGUUUCAAUAGCAAAAUGGAUAGAUAAAUUCAACCCAAAAGAAACAAAACCUCUUAUAGAAGAUCUGUCAAUUCCUCAUAAUCUCGAAAAUUUCCAGCAGACAGUUCAGCAGACACUUGAUGAACUGAAAGUAAUCUCUCUAUCAAAGAAUAAUGAGUUCCAGCAGAAAUAAGAAGCUGGCUAAGUACCUCGCUAGGAUUCAGAGGAAUUCUACAAGGUUAUUAAAGAUCAAUAAAACAUUCGAUAGGAGUUCGCAGCACGAUUCAAAUUCUGUUGAAAUCGAAAUUCCCCACCACCCUCCUCACCUAGCUCCAAAACUAAACUCCCGAUCAGUCAGCCACAUAAAAGCCCGGAAGCCCUCUUCCCACCUCACUAAGCCUCUGCCCCACUCCACAUUCAAAAGCCCUUACAAAAUUCCUGACCUAAAAUACAUCUAA
Messenger RNA from Moneuplotes crassus, 2116 nucleotides. The record is from the annotation of a GenBank genome assembly. NCBI's taxonomy places the organism in Eukaryota, Ciliophora, Spirotrichea, Euplotida, Euplotidae.